This is a messenger RNA of Suillus bovinus, 1353 nucleotides long. Its product is annotated as terpenoid synthase. The coding region runs from base 171 to 1187 and encodes 338 amino acids. The transcript has 6 exons. Lineage: Eukaryota; Fungi; Basidiomycota; Agaricomycetes; Boletales; Suillaceae. The record is from RefSeq and is a predicted model, not a curated record.
CACGGCUGGAGUAUUCCCCACAUUUGUUUAAUGUGUAUGUGUAUCUGAAGUAGGUCAAUUCUGACAUUGGCAGGUAUAUAAGUCCUGCUGGAAGCUCUGAACUGGACCAACACCAAGUUGCCCCUCUUUCAACAUUCGCAUUCCCUAUCAGAAACUGUAUUUCGGAGGCCAUGGAUGCUCGCCCAAAGAUGAUAUACCUCCCAGACACUAUGAUUAACUGGCCCUGGCCUCGUACCAUCAAUCCUCAUUACGAGGAUGUGAAAGCUGAAGUCGAUGCUUCAUUCCGUGACUUCAAGGCCUUGAGUCAUGAGUCACAAGAAGCAUUCGACAAAUGUGAUUUUGCCCGCCUAACAGCACUGGCUUAUUCUAACGUACCAAGAGAACACCUUCGAAUCGGUUGUGAUUUGAUGAAUUUUCUCUUCCUUGUGGAGGAGUGCACCGAUUCCGAGAAUGAGGCAGUCGCAAAGGAAAGGGCGGACAUCAUGCUCGAUGCCCUACAUAAUCCCCAUAAGAUACGACCAGAAGGAGAAUGCAUUAUUGGCGAAGUCACGCGACUGUUUUGGGCCCAUGCAAUCAAAUUCGCAAGCAUAGCCUCUCAACGUCACUUCUUUGAAACAUUUGAUGAAUAUAUUAAUGCAAUAGUUGUCGAGGCUCUCGACCGCGAACAAGGCCGUAUGCGUAGCAUCGAUGACUACCUGAAGCUCCGGCGGAAAACAGUUGGCGUCAAACCAUGUUUCCUGAUAUAUGAAAUGGGGAUGGACCUUCCUGAUGAAGUGUUCUACCAUCCCGCCAUUGUGGAUCUUGCUGAUUGCAUCUCAGAGUUGACAAUUAUCGACAAUGACAUGAUGUCGUACAACAAGGAGCAAGCAGCUGGGAACGAAUACCAUAAUUUGAUCACUGUUGUCAUGUUGGAAUUGGACCUCGAUAGAGGCAGCGCAAUGGCUUGGGCAACACAUUAUCACGCUGAAAUUAAAGAACGAUUUAUCGACGGUCUUGCGAAGGUUCCUUCAUGGGGGCCUUCUAUCGACGUCCUAGUCAAGGGGUACCUUGACGGAAUAGGAAACUGGGCUCGAGCAAACCAUUCUUGGAGCUACGAGUCUCAAAGGUACUUUGCCACCAAGGGUCUGGAAAUACAACAAACCAGGCUUAUUCCGUUGUUGCCAAAGGUCAAACAUAUGGUCGCGUGAACGUAUAUGUACUGCUCCUUCCUCACAAUCUGAUACUAACUUUUUUGAACCUCUCGUAUUUCGUUGUGUUAUGUGCUACAGUAUAUAUAUGCUCUCACCAUUUCUCUACCCUUCAGUCGGCUAGAAAGUUGAAGUCACAAUUAUGCUGUUCCCGUUUGUAUAGUAG